Physcomitrium patens is the source of this 2414-nucleotide messenger RNA. Its product is annotated as putative methyltransferase PMT18. The record is from RefSeq and is a predicted model, not a curated record. Gene Ontology annotation, cellular component: endosome; cytoplasm; trans-Golgi network. Gene Ontology annotation, molecular function: methyltransferase activity. NCBI's taxonomy places the organism in Eukaryota, Viridiplantae, Streptophyta, Bryopsida, Funariales, Funariaceae.
CCAUGAAUGCUUCCCAUUCCUUCAUGAAUGCUCUCGGCUGCUCUGCAUUGUUUUCACAGCCUCGCUCCAUCUCUCAGCCGCGCUCUGCUUCUUUUCGCGAGUUGGCCUUUCCCUCGACGGAUACUGGAGGCGAACCUCGAUAUGAAGCGGAGUGUGCAGCUGAUGAAGGAAUGGAGCAUGAACAGCUUUGUGCUUGAAGAAAUAGAGGAAUAAUUAAUAUUGUAGUCUUUAUAUCGCGGAUAGUGUGACAGUUUUUGUUGCAGUUGGAGUUUUCGCAAUGGCCUACGCUUCAAACACCUUCAUCGGUAUUCUUGGGAACGCCGGGCCAGGAUCACCCAAGGUUCAUACUCUUGAAGUCGCGAAGCGCAAGAAAGUGACAUGGAUGGUCAGUGUUGGUGGUUUAUGUUUCUUUUUCUACAUCUUAGGUUCCUGGCAGAACAGCAAUACUGUCGAAAUUAAAUCCGAUUCCUUCCAAGACCAGAAGCUUGUCCGUUCACCCAGCAAAACAAUAGAUGGCCUUGAUUUUGGCACCCAUCAUGACUCACUGAGCGCUGACAGCGGGUCUAAUUACACCACUUUCGAACCUUGUGACAUGAAAUACAGCGAGUACACCCCUUGUGAAGACAUUGAACGUUCUUUAAAAUAUCCACGGGACAAAUUGAUUUACAGGGAGCGUCAUUGCCCCGAAAAAGACGAGCUCCUCAAGUGUUUGAUUCCUGCCCCAGCUGGAUACAAGAAUCCUCUCCCAUGGCCUCAGAGUCGAGAUUAUACUUGGUUUGCCAACACACCUCAUAAAGAACUGACAGUUGAGAAGGCGAUCCAAAAGUGGGUGCAGUUGCAAGGAGAGAAACUAUACUUUCCAGGAGGUGGAACUUUCUCUGCUGGAGGUGCUGAGGAAUACAUCAACAGUAUUGCAGCCCUAAUCCCUCUUAAUGAUGGAUCCAUCCGAACAGCCAUAGAUACUGGUUGUGGGGUGGCUAGCUGGGGCGCAUACUUACUGGAGAAGAAUGUAUUAACCAUGUCGUUCGCACCACGGGAUACACAUGUUUCUCAGAUCCAAUUUGCAUUAGAGAGAGGUGUUUCGGCGAUUCUUGGCAUAAUGGCCGAGAACCGAUUGCCAUACCCAGCACGAUCUUUUGACAUGGCACACUGCUCUCGUUGCCUAAUUCCGUGGGCCAAAUACGAUAGUUUGUACUUGAUUGAGGUCGACCGUGUGUUGAGGCCGGGCGGCUUUUGGAUCCUUUCUGGACCACCUAUAAAUUGGAGAUCGCAUUAUAAGGGUUGGUCACGAAGUCAAGAGGUGUUGAAAGAUGAGCAAGAUAGCAUUGAAGACGCAGCUCGACGUAUAUGCUGGAGGAAGUAUGCUGAGAGGGAGAAUCUUGCCAUCUGGCAAAAGCCUCUGAACCACAUUGUGUGUGAGCAACAGCGGCAGCGUGAUCGUAACCUGCGCCCCCAUAUCUGCAGCAAGGGUGAAAACCCUGACUUGGCCUGGUAUCGAAAGAUGGAAACGUGUAUAACUCCCCUACCAGACGUCACGGACACAAAAGAAGUUGCUGGUGGCGCUCUUGAAAAAUGGCCCGCGAGGCUAACAACAGUGCCACCUCGAAUCGCAAGCGGUUCAAUUCCAGGGAUGACUGCUAAAAGUUUUAGGGAUGAUACUCUGCUAUGGGACAAACGUGUAAGUUAUUACAAGACCCGUCUAGUUACCCCAUUGGCCUCUGGCAGAUACCGGAAUAUCAUGGACAUGAACGCAGGACUUGGAGGUUUUGCCGCCUCUUUGGUAAAGGAUCCAGUUUGGGUUAUGAAUGUCAUGCCUUCCGAUGUUAAGGACAAUACUCUUGGAGUAAUCUAUGAACGAGGACUGAUUGGAACAUACCAAAAUUGGUGCGAAGCCUUUUCUACGUAUCCACGAACGUACGACCUUAUUCACGCAAGUGGCCUCUUCAGCAUGUAUCAAGACAGGUGCGACAUAGUGGAUAUCUUGCUGGAAAUGGACCGAAUUUUGCGUCCUGAAGGGGCAGUAAUAAUUCGUGACGAGGUAGAGGUAUUAAAUCGGGUGAUGAUGAUCUCACAAGGGAUGCGCUGGGAGACUCGUAUGGCGGAUCAUGAGGAUGGGCCUUUGGUACCGGAGAAGAUUCUUGUUGGGGUGAAAACCUACUGGGUAGGAUCCUCAGCGAAUGCAACGGGUGAAAGUCCAUAGGAUGUCACUGGCAUGUAUCAUACCACAAGCUAUAGAUGCUUUUUCUGCCAAUAUUUUUUUACAAGACCGUGUCCCUCAGAUUGUCUACCUUCAAACGAAUUUGAACUAGACCCUAAACCCUAAACCAGAACUGUAAAUCUUUUCGAGGGUCUAUUUCCAAUCAUGUAUGCGUUGUUGAAAAUACUCAAUCUAUGAUCAUUUUUUUAAUCAAUUA